Panicum hallii is the source of this 865-nucleotide messenger RNA. Its product is annotated as stellacyanin-like. Gene Ontology annotation, molecular function: electron transfer activity. NCBI's taxonomy places the organism in Eukaryota, Viridiplantae, Streptophyta, Magnoliopsida, Poales, Poaceae. Bases 67 to 651 code for a protein of 194 amino acids. The transcript is spliced from 2 exons. The record is from RefSeq and is a predicted model, not a curated record. Gene Ontology annotation, cellular component: plasma membrane.
ACCGAUCGCAGUGCAAAGACACAUCGACCGUACCUGAAGCAGUUGGUCGCUCUACGACUUGAGGACAUGAAGGCCAGCUCCGGAGCUCUGCUCGCCGCCGUGGCGUUCGCGGCGGUGGCCGCGACGGCGGUGGCGACGACCUACACGGUCGGGGGCACCGACAAGUGGGACACCUACAUCGACUACGACAAGUGGACGGCCGGCAAGACCUUCAUGGUCGGCGACACCAUAGAGUUCAAGUACAUGCCGUACCACAACGUGCUGGAGGUGACGGAGGAGGACUACGCCGCCUGCAACCCGGGCAGCCCCAUCUCCACCCACUCCGGCGGCGACACCACCUUCAACCUCACCGCCGCGGGCACCCGCUACUUCAUCUGCGGCAUCCCGCGCCACUGUCUCAACGGCACCAUGCACGUCAAGAUCACCACCGUCCCCUACGGCGCCGCCGCCGCGCCCGGCGGCCCCGCGCAGGCUCCGCUCGGCUCGACCCCGGCCGACGCCUUCGCGCCGGGGCCGGCGGGGUACAGGGUGGCCAUGGACGCCGCCGGGAAGUCGCCGGUGGCCGCGCCGAGCGACGCGCCGCGGUAUCGGCAGCCCGCAGCGGCGGUGGCCGGCCUGGCGUUGGCUGCUCUGGUGGCCCUGGUCGCUUAAGCUGGCGACGUGCGUGUUUGCGCGCACGUUGUAGUUUUGAGUUACUGCGUAUCCCAAUUCCCAAGUCUUGUGGAGCUGUAUUUAACUAUUCAUUUCUGCUUCUUCUUUUUUAACUGCUGUCGUCUAUUUAUAUUCGAUAAAUGGGUGUAAAUUGUGACAUUUACUUCUUGGUAAUUAAUUCCAUUUUGAGGAGCCGGCAUUGGUUCUUUCUUCA